CUUUGAGUGCGGAACUAAAGAAAGGAGCAUCUAGAGUUUUUUUCUUCAUGUCCACUGAGGUGAAGAGCUGGUCUGACAGCAGCCAGUACUGCAGGGAUCAUGGUGCUGAUCUGGUCAUUAUCAACAGUGAAGAGAAGCAGAGGUUCAUUUCUUCAUUCACCAAGGAGAGAGUGUGGAUUGGUUUGUCUGACAGAGAGCAGGAGGGCAAAAUGAAAUGGGUGGAUAAUUCAGCACUGAAACAAGGGUUUUGGGCCGAAGGUGAGCCGAAUAACUAUUUUGGUAGAAACGAGGACUGUAUUGAAAUGAGACCUUCAUAUCCUGUCUUAAACAACUGGAAUGAUGCCCCAUGCUCUGAGAAGAAAAAAGGGAUUUGUGAGAAGUAGGGUCCAUCAAGUCUUCUGUGCACUUUGAAUCAUUAUUAAGAAACUAAGAGUGUCACUGAUACUCCCUAUAAGUCUGAUUAUAUAUAUAUGUAUAUAUAUAUAUAUAUAUAUAUAUAUAUAAUGAAGAGUUCAAAUGCAAAAGCCUCUAAAUCCAUCUGAUGUAUUUCUUUAAAAUGAGCUUUUCUUUCUGGCUACUUUGUAUAGUUUUCUAUGUAAGUACUGGUACUUCUGAUUGAGCUGAGGCUGGAAUUUAGCGAGUUUGAAUUAAAAGUAUUUGAUGGACCUAUACUAUGUGUCAGGAGCAUUCACUCAGUAUCAUUAUCUCAUUUUUGACCGAGAUGGCAUUUAGCUGGUUUUGCAUUUGUACUCUUCAUAUGCAUAUAUAUAUAAUCUAAGUGAGGGCAGAGACGCAGUGUUUUAAUUACAUAUACAUAUUUGAAAUAUGUAUUUAAUUGCUAAAUACAUAUUGUGUAAUUUGCAUUUUGCUGGACAAAAACAAGAUUUGUUUUUAAUAAUUUGUAAUUAAAUACUUUGAGAAACAGUAUUUUGUGUUUGAAAUACUUAAAAUACAUAAUCAAUUAACUAAUUUUAUUGUCAGAUAAUACAAUCUUUCUUUACACACUAUUUAUACAUGUAUUUAUUUAAGCUUCAACCAAGCUUCUUAUUUACUAUUCCUUACAUUUGCAUAACCCACCUUUACACACAAAUACCAUAUCAUUUUUAUUUUGUAUAUUGUGUUCUUUCAGAAAUUUGUUAUUAUUUCCUAUUUACUUAUUCCAUGUUAAGUAUCUGUGCUUUGUCUUGUCACUGUCAUUCUGUUUGUGCUGCGGAAGCAUCUAUCUUCACCUGUGUUAAUAGUACUGCCAACUAGCCUAUCAUAGAUUUAUGAUGCAAGCUGCAAGUGAAUCAUAUGACAUCCUGUUGGAUCCAGGUUAGUUCACUCCACUCCAUAAAACUUGUUAAUUACUCACCCUUAUGUCAUUCUACUCCUGUUGUCACGAAUCUGGUCGAUGUUCUGCGGUCUGCUCACCACCAGAGGUCACUCUCACCAUAUCUCACACUAACUGUUGCUUUUCACCCCGGACUUCAUCUCCCAGUAUCCUUCACGCUGAUUGUGUCAUCGCAUGUGACCAAUCAGCGUCACUAUAAAGGCCCCGGUCUUUCCCAGUACAAGUCACGGAUUGUUAUAUUGUUGUGUUUAUUGUUAUCGCUUCCUAGUUUCUAGUUCCGAGUGCCGAGUUCCUAGUUCCCUGUGUUUUGUUUUUCCCGCCGGGUUAUCUCGUUUGGACUGUCUAGCCGCCUGCCUUUGGAUUAUCGCUCGUCUUUAAGGACUAUUCUCUCAUCUCGCCUUUGACUCUCCUGUUUACUGUUGAUUUGACCCUGCCUGUCCGACCAUGUAUCUGUCUCGUCCCAUUAAUAAAGGCUUGCAUGUGGAUCCGCUCGCCUCUCGUCCCUCACUCCAUGUAACAGAACAAUCCGUCACACAAGGAUCCAGCAGCUUCACUCCCGGACAUUCAACAGAUAUGGACACAGACAGGAUACUAUUCAGGAUAAAACAAGGACCACACACCCUCGAACAACACAUCCGUGAGUUUUUGGCCAUCGCUAAUUAUUCCACCCUCCCGGACUGUACAAUUAUAGAAAUUUUUUGUGAUGGUGUUAACGAGCCACUGAAGGCGAGACUAAGACGUGAGGGUCCACGUUCAUCACUCGCAGAAUUUCUGAACUUCGCACUGUUGUGUGUGGGUUCGCCGUGCACCGUGGGGGUCGCGCAGAGGGAGCGCGGCAACGCGGCAAUGGCGACCGCGCGUCCCACUCGCAAAUUGGCGGCGACUGUGGUGCCCGUUCACAAGAUGGCGGCGACGGCGGAGCCCGUUCACAAGGUGGCGGCGAGGACAGAGCUCCGUCACGUCACAGCCGCCAUACCAGAGCCAUAUAAAGCUGCAGCUGCAUUUCCUGAGUCAAGUCAAGUUUCCAAGUCAAGUCAAGUUGCAGCUGAGUUUCCUGAGUCAAGUCGAGUUUUCAAGUCAAGUUGCAACUGUGUUUCCUGACUCAAGUCAAGUUUGCAAGUCAAGUCAAGUUGCAGCUGUACUUCCUGAGUUAAGUCAAGUUCCCAAGUCAAGUCAAGUUGCAGCUGUGUUUCCUGAGUCAAGUCAAUGUACAGCUGCAUUUCCAGAGUCAAGUCAAGUUUCCAAGUCAAGUCAAGCUAUGGUCCUUGUUCCUGUGUCAAGUCAGGUCAAAGCUGUGUUUCCUGUGUCAAGUCAAUUCAGAGCUAUCGCUCCUAUCUCAAGUCAAGUUACAGCCAUCUUUCCUGAGCCAAGUAACGUCAAGAUGGCUGCCACGCCAGAGCCACUGCACAAGAUGGCCGCCGUCUCCAAGCCCCUCCACAAGAUGGCCGCCAUCUCCAAGCCACUCCACAAGAUGGCCGCCAUUCCAGAACCUGUGGUCAUGAUGGCCCAUAUGCUGGACUCACCCCUAAUGACGGUAUGGGCAGCUAAAGUGGCGCUCCUUCAUGUCGCGGCGGCUACCCCUGAGUCAAGUCAAGACACAGAGUCAAGUCAAGACACAGCUGCUGUUCUCCACGAGUCAAGCCAGGUCACAGCUGUUCCCCACGAGUCAAGCCAAGUCACAGUUGUUCCCCACAAGUCAAGUCACGCUACAGCUGUUGUUCCUGAGUCAAGCCAUGUUGUUCCUGAGUCAAGUCACAUUACAGCUGUUGCUCCUGAGCCAAGCCAUGUUGUUCAUGAGUCAAGUCCCGGUACAGCGGAGCUCCAUGAGCAAAGCCAGGUUAUAGCAGAUCCUCAUGAGCCAAGUCAAGCUGCUGCUGUUAUUCCAGAGCCAAGUCAAGCUUCAGCCGCUGCUCCGGAGUCAAGUCAGGCUACAGCUGUAGCCUCCAAGUCCAGUCAAGCCUCCAAGUUCAGUCAAGCCUCCAAGUCCAGCAACGUUAAGACUGUCGUACCUGCGUCAAGCAACGUCAAGGCUAUCGUUCCUGCGUCAAGCAACCUCAAGGCUGUCGUUCCCGAGCCAAGUAAAGUCAUUGUUAACCUUCACAAGCCAAGUGAAGUCAGGGCCGCUCUUCCUGAGUCAAGCAAAGUCACAGUCGUGGUUCCUGAGUCAAGUAAAGUCAUUGAUCUUCACAAGCCAGUUCAAGUCACCGCUGGUCUUCACGUGUCAAAUCAAGUCACUGCUGAUCUCCAAGAGUCAAGUCAGUUCACUACUGAUCUUCACGAAUCUGGUCAAGUCACAGCGGCACUUAUUGAGCCAAGUCAAGGUAUUGCUGUUGUUUCAGAGUCAAGUCACAUCCUGCCCAACGGCCUAGAGCCUCCCCAUGUUUCAUCAGACCUCCCAGUGCCUCGUCAUGUCUCGUCUAUCUGUCCAGAGCCAAGUUACUUCUCGUCUGACCUUCCAGAGCCGUGCCAUGCCUCGUCUGACAUCCCAAAAUCACGGCCUAUCAGGAUGACCGGCGUGCUGGACCCACCACUAGCAUCAGUGAGGGCAGCGAACAUCCCAAUGGCAUUAAUACCCUCUAGACCCACCUUUGAAGCGGUCCUGCCACCCGCCGCUGCUCUUCCCGUAAUGGCGGUUGCCAUUUGGUGUGUGUGGUCUGCACACUGUGCUCCUGAGGUCACGUCUGUUCAUAAGUCCGCCCCUGAGAUCACGACUGAUCACAAGUCUGCUCCAGAGGUCCUGUCUGGUCUCAAGUCUGCUCUAGAGGUCCCGUCUGGUCUCAAGUCUGCUCCAGAGGUCCUGUCUGGUCUCAAGUCUGCUCCUGAGGUCCCGUCUGACCACGAGUCAGCUCCAGAGGCCUCCCCUGUCGGAGAAGCCGCGCCAAUGUCUCCUGAGGUGUCAGCUUCGGCUGUAGAUCCUCCUAGGGAGGCGGCGUUAUCCUUUGGUCUCUCUGCUUCUCCCCUUAUUCUGUCUGCCUCCUCUGUCCCUGUUCUCCCCAGGUCCCAGUCCAUUAUACGGGUUCCUGUUCAGCCCUGGAGGGUCCUGGCGCCUCCUGUUCCGCCCUGGAGGGCCUCGGCGCCUCCUGCUCUGCCUCCGGUUCCGUCCUGGAAGUUCCCGGUGCCUCCUGCUCAGCCCUGGAGGGCUCCUGCCCCUCCUGCUCUUCUGUUUGUCUCCUCUAUCCCUGCUCUCCCCAGGUCCCAGCCCAUGACGCAGGUCCCUGCUCUGCCCUGGAGGGUUCCUGCGCCUUCUGCUCCGCCUCCUGCUCUGCCCUGGAGGGCUCCUGCGCCUCCUGUUCUGCCUCCGGCUCCGCCCUGGAGGGCUCUUGCGCCUCCUGCUCCGCCUCCGGCUCCACCUUGGAGGGUACCUGCUCUGUCGGUCCUGCCUCAAUCACCGGGCCCUCCACAUGGACCUGGCCCUCCAGCCCUCGCCCUGUCUCGCUCCCGCCUGCCUUUGGAUUAUUGCUCGUCUUUAAGGACUAUUCUCUCGUCUCGCCUUUGACUCUCCUGUUUACUGUUGAUUUGACCCUGCCUGUCCGACCAUGUAUCUGUCUCGUCCCAUUAAUAAAGGCUCGCAUGUGGAUCCGCUCGCCUCUCGUCCCUCACUCCGUGUAACACCUGUAAGACCUUCGUUUAUCUUUGGAAAAUAAAUUAAGAUAUUUUUGCUGAAAUUCGAGAGCUUUCUGUCCCUCUACAGUCAAUCAUGCAACUUAUGCAUUGAAAGUCCAGAACAGUAGGAAAGACAUCAAGUAAUCCAUUUUAUUAAUAAAUAAAGCUGUAAAUUAUGAUUUAUUGUGCAAAGUACUCACGUCACUAAAUAAAAUUGAGGGUUAAAAAUAUGCAGUCACAUGGAGUACUUUAACAAUGUCUUUCCUACCGUUCUGAGCUUAGAAUGUGUAAGUUGCAUUGGUGUCUAUGGAGGGAAAGUUCUCAGAUUUGGUCAAAAAAAAUCUCCAUUGUUUUUGGUAGAGGAAAGAAGGUCUUACAGGUGUGAAACGACAUAAGGGUAGGUAAUUAAUGACAGAAUUUCCGUUUUUGGGUGUAUUAAACCUUUCAUUCAUCCAUGGUUCUGACUGGAAAAAAAUGAAAGAAGCUGUUUUGGUGCUCAGUGCAAACUGAGUAUGUAUUAAAAUAUAUACUAUCAGAUAAUGCUCACUGAAUGUUAUUACAGGACAGAAGAAAAAGCUGCUCUAGAACUUUACUUGCUAGCUUACAAUGACGUUAGAUUGCUUAGCAAAAGUUGGCUAUAAACAAACUGAAAAUUACGGUAAACAUUAUUGUCAAUGUCUGAACAGCAUAUAAUGAAACUCAAAAAAAAAAAAAAAAAAGAA
Messenger RNA from Labeo rohita (rohu), 5658 nucleotides. RefSeq names its product proline-rich protein 36-like. NCBI's taxonomy places the organism in Eukaryota, Metazoa, Chordata, Actinopteri, Cypriniformes, Cyprinidae. The transcript is spliced from 4 exons. The record is from RefSeq and is a predicted model, not a curated record. Bases 2592 to 4829 code for a protein of 745 amino acids.